AUGGAUUGGGCACGACGGGUGUUGGGGAGACCCAAUAAGGAUGGUGGUGAUGGUAGGAGGAGAAACAGCCUUCGAAAGUUUCCUGAGCGGCAAUAUGGGGUGCAAAGACGAAUUUUAGGACAAGGUUCAUCUUGCAAAGUGUUUCUCUAUGAAAAAUGCGGUGAAAAAUCACUUUUUGCUGUGAAAACAUUUACAAGAAGCGAUUUAAAGGAUGAAGAUCAGAUAAGAAUGAUAGAGAAAGAACUAUUAAUCCACCGUCUUGCAUCCCAUGAGAAAUACACUGUUAAGUUGAUUGAUGCUUUCACCGUUAAAAAGAAGAUGGACUUCUUUAUUGUCCUCGAAUACAUGCCUUGUUCCCUGGCUGAUUUGUACAACACAUACAAAGCCCUCCUGCCACAAACAGAUAGGCUCUGUUACUUCAAGCAGAUUGUGGAAGGUGUAAUGUAUCUUCAAUCCAAAGACAUUGCACAUCGAGACAUCAAACUGGAAAACUGCUGCAUCGACACUCGGGGUAAUAUCAAAAUCAUUGACUUUGGAUCCUCAACACUGGGGAAUCUUGGUUAUGGAAUGGCUGGGUCACCCAUUUAUUGUGCUCCUGAAAUCCAAAACUCCCUGAGCUAUAAUUCUUUUGUUAGUGAUGUUUGGUCUUUGGGGAUCAUUCUCGUCAAUCUCUUUUACGUCUCCACGACAAAAUGGAAAACGGCGCAUCGUAACGAUCGAUUUUAUGUUGUUUAUCUGAAGGAGCCCAUUAUGAAAAAUGUGGUCAAUUCUUUGGCUGGAGAUCUUUCUUCAGAAUUUGUCUCUUUACAGCCUGCUGUGGAUGAUAUCAUUCUUAAAUUACUAACAGUGGAUGUUACCCACAGAAUUACCUUACAACAAUUAACUCAAAACGAACUCUGGUUUAACGAGAUUUCCUGUUGUACGGACACGAAUCAUGAAAAUGGAUCCCCUCCCUUGAUCCAUUCUCAUAGCUUGUUCCUUAAUCGGUUGUCAUCCCUCUAA
Pichia kudriavzevii is the source of this 1002-nucleotide messenger RNA. RefSeq lists its product as uncharacterized. Gene Ontology annotation, molecular function: ATP binding; protein serine/threonine kinase activity. The transcript has a single exon. Bases 1 to 1002 code for a protein of 333 amino acids. NCBI's taxonomy places the organism in Eukaryota, Fungi, Ascomycota, Pichiomycetes, Pichiales, Pichiaceae. Gene Ontology annotation, biological process: intracellular signal transduction; protein phosphorylation. The record is from RefSeq and is a predicted model, not a curated record.